AUGUUGUCAUCUUUGCGUAUCGAUAAGCUAUUUACUGCAUAUGCACAGAAUAACUCUGUAUUCCAAUUAGAAUCUUGUGCCUCUUAUGAGGUCUCGCAAAGAAACAGCAGUCAAUGUAUCCCGAGUACUUCUGUAAUAAGCAGUAGCACUGUAGCUAAGAUUUGGCCGGGUGUCUCUGUUAGACAAUGGAUUAGUAUUGGGUUAUAUAUCCUGCUGGUUCUUUUGAGUGGUAUUGCUAGCUCAAAUGCAGUUGAGGACUCGCGUAUAAAAGAACUUCCCAAACUACCAAGCUCGCAGCAAAUGAUUGGCGAUCUCUUAAGAAUUGGCUUUCAUGCUGAUAAAGAUGAACUAAUGGUGCGAGUUGAUUAUUACGGGCCGAAUCUAAAUCAAAAACUGGUUAGUACUAACCCAAUCCAACCCCAAUCUGUUUCUCCUGACAGCAGCAUAUCAAACUCACACAUUUUGCCACCAAGUCGGUUGCCCAUAUAUACAGUGAACUGCGAAAACAAGAAAUUGACCUUUCAGAUAGCCAAAAAACAAACACCAACGGAACUCGGUGUGAAACUAUAUCUGCUACGUGAUAUUGCUGUUAUUAAGACUAAUGUCUUGUAUGUUAGCUACACAAGCUGUAGCAUAUCAAACUCUUCUUUUGUUUCUCGAGUGAUUAACAUGGUUGACUGCACACAGAUUGUACUUGAUAUUGCUACUGGCCAUGCACUGAACACAUGUAUUGGCCAUGCGGAGUUGGAUGAGUGUUUGAGUGAAGCAAGGAGUGCAGCCAGCUACAUUACUCAUAAUAAUAAGAUCCUUGUGCUUAUUCAAUACGCUGCAGAGGCUUUGAUUCCUGAUUUAAUGGCCUACGGGCUAGUAUUUGCGCGGCCAGUGAUAUUUUUCUUAUCGAACUAUCCGGACAAGAUUCAUCCGAUCUUGGAGAUUCCCAGUUGCAUCUUUUGGCAAAAUAGACCUUAUACCAGUGCCUCUGCCUCCACGUCCAAUAAGAUUAAUCUCACGGACCUUCAAAAGUACCAUCCCAGAUGCCAACAUACCAGCAUCGUAUCUUUGGACGAAAAACAGAUAGGGAUAAAUUUAUACAACACGCCCAAUGAUUCUGAUGCUAAUAACCCUCCACCUCUAACUCUGCAAGCACGCUUGGCCAAUCUUAUAUUUUUGUAUAAGAUGUGCCUGCAUCAUGUCCGUGUUGAUAUUAUUUACGGUCCUGAAAUAACUACAGAGUCCGCUCAAAUGAUGAUUGAAGCCCAUGAUAACCCAACGCCAAUGGAACCUAGAAUCUUUGCCAAAACUGCGAUGCUUUUAAUUCCUAAGGCAAUGCCAUGCAAAGAACUAUACAGGAGCAUCUACACCUCACAAGCUUUUGCUAAUCUUGGCAUCAUAGUUCAAAAUAUUCAGAUUGAGUAUGUUAAAAACCGGACAGACUUAUAUGAUACCCUAAUGCUUCUUUGGAAAAUCAAGGCAAUACCACGUCCUGAAAGCAAUCCAAACCUGAUUGUAUGUUGCAAGGGUGAUUCUCUCAACCAAUCCUAUUGGAGGCCGCCAGCCAUAAUCGAUAUACAGCUUGACAACCAGUGCUUAAAUGACAAAAUCUUGGAGUACAAGCACUGCACCGGCUCGUUCUUCUGCCAGAAUAUACACUACCAGAACAUCCACAUUAAUGGAAAGGAAGCACCAGACGCGAGCUUAGCUUCCCUCUGUAUUGAGCUCCUAAACCUAUUCCUGAACAUCACGGCUGCUAAGGUUCAGAUCUCCAACAUUCGGACUGACAAUUGUAAAACUGUGGUUAGUGAUUGGAGCGCCUUAAACUCAACUGACAGGCCACAAUACACCGCUAACAUUAAUACUCUAGUCUUCAGCAAUGUAGACGAGUCGUUUAUUUGCUGUAUCUUGAAGAGGUACAGGUUUAGCACUAAGAUCAAACUGAAGUUUAAGAACCAACAAUUCCAAAACCUUGCCAUUGCCCAAAUCCUUUCUUUUCCCAUAGGCCAAUCAAUCUCAUCUCUCAUUGUCUAUGAUUGGCAUGCACUAGAUGAAGUGGCAUAUUUUGACCGGCAAAACGACCUUAAGACAUUCUUGCUCUUCAACUAUGUGAGGGAUAAUUCUCUGCUCAACCAACCCAAUACUAACCUCAACCUCCAUAAGCUGGUUAUAAACCCAGGGAAGAUCGACUUUGAUCUGCAUGCUAGGAUUGUUCACACAUUUAGAAAGCUUAACGUUCAACUUCCAUGCAUUUCAUUUGAAGACAUCCUCACCAACCCAUCAUCUAGCCACCUAUUCCCUUACGCAUUGGAGAAAGUCGGCUAUACUAUUUUCGGCAUCAGUAUAGAAGACUUAAAGAAUGACACGGCCAUGCUCCAGGUCAGUAAAUCAACUAUACCCUGCCCAAAUACUAACUCAAAUACUAUCUCAAAUACUAUCUCAAAUACUAUCUCAAAUACUAUCUCAAAUACUAACCCAAUACAACCAAUCCAUUGUUUGCGCUUACACUUUAAGACCGGCGAGUUUCGAACCGAGGCUGAUUUAAUCGCCACUCUUCGAUGGGUUGCUUAUCGAUUUAAGAAGCCAACCUACUUAUGGAUAGAAAAUGCCGCGUGUUCUAAAAAUGAGAAAGCUGUUAUUUCUUGUCGUUAUUAUUUGAUUGACGAUCUGCAUUGUUGGCUUUAUUAUCUUUGGAUAGAAGAUGAACAUCAAAACGCGCUGAAGGUAAACCUUAUCCCGCACUGCCACCAGAAUAUCUUACUGGCCGCCAUCUCAAAUACUGAGCCUGCUUGUGUUGUAGUGCCAUUUACAGUCUUGUCGCGAUUCGCCAACCUUCUUAAUUGCCCCGGCCCGAUAGCUUCUAUUGUUCCUGCACACCUAAAUUUCCAUCCAUCACUCAAAAUAAUCAUAGACAAACUCAAAGAGCGGCUCGACAAUAAAGUCGAUCCUUAUCAGCAGAGAGGUUGUUCGAUCUGUUUUGAUGCUCUCUACACCAUUCAAGAAAACAUAGCCACCCUGGACUCCCAAUCCAACACUAACCUAACACCCACAUUCUUCGUCUACUCCGCGUGUGGACACAUAAUGUGUCUUACGUGUGCCGUUAAUGCCGUGGAUAACGAUUUUUGCCCAGAAUGCAAACAGUCCGGGAAGUUUUUGAGCAUCCAUCUACUGAAAAGUGUUCCUCUAGAUAGCAUUGUCUUUGUCGAGAAGGAUGCCACCGAUGCCACCACUGAUGUUCCUCUGUGGCUCAAAAAGACGGCAUUCUCAGACCAGCACAUCUAUUUCUAUUCUCCCUACAAUGAUCUAUCCACCCUAAAUAAUGAUCUCAAGGAACACUAG
Nematocida homosporus is the source of this 3330-nucleotide messenger RNA. RefSeq lists its product as uncharacterized. The record is from RefSeq and is a predicted model, not a curated record. The coding region runs from base 1 to 3330 and encodes 1109 amino acids. Lineage: Eukaryota; Fungi; Microsporidia. The transcript has a single exon.